AUGCGUGCGCAGCCGAUUAAUCCUUCAGCGUCCGUUCCUCAGGUGAUAGAGUCAUUAACGAUGCGAUUUGGCCGCCCUGAAAUACUCAUUGAAGAGUUCGUCGAAAAAGUUAAAUCCACUCCGAUUCCGAGGGCUGACAAACUCGAGACCAUGAUCGACUUCGGAACAAUGGUACAAGGACUUUGUGACCAUAUUGUUGCAGCGAACUUACAAGAACACUUAGCCAAUCCAACACUACUGAAAGAUCUGGUGGCCAAACUACCCGCAGAAUACAAAAUGAAAUGGGCAGGUUACCGAAAUCAAUCUCCUACCGUUAAUUUAAAGACAUUUAGCAUGUUUAUGGAAGGGAUUGUAGAAGAUGCAUACAGCGUGUCAUCGUUCAAUGCAAGCGAACGAUUAGUCAGACGUGAAAAGCAAAGACGAAUAGACCAGAGUUUCGUUCAUGCUGAUAAUGAGGAAUGCUUGGAAGAAAUAGAAAUUAAAAAGCGCCCCGUUGAUUCAGCGGGAAUUGAAUGUUUGAUUUGUCGGAAAUACGGACAUCGAGCGAAGGAGUGCAGGGUUUUCUGGGCCAUGUCAAUCGAUGAACGUUGGAAAACGAUACAAAGCAAAGCAAUUUGUCGUACGUGUCUCUUUGGUCACGGACGAAGGUCAUGCCGUAGCACCACUCGUUGUGGUGUCGAUGGUUGUCAGUAUCGCCAUCACCCAUUGUUACACUCCCCCUCCUCAGUACAAGCAGCUCAGAGGAAGAGUCAGACAGAAGAUCAUCAUGUGCAUCAAGAUCAACUAUCGAAACUUCUUUUCCGCAUCGUACCAGUUACCCUCUACGGUCGUACUGGUAGCAUAGAUACAUUUGCCUUUUUGGAUGAGGGCUCGUCUCUUACGAUGAUAGAGAGCAGUUUGGCGGACAAUCUCGAAGUCAAUGGCUAUGAUAAGCCACUAUGCUUGAAAUGGACGAGCAACGUGACCCGCGAGGAAAAGCAAUUCAGGCGAGUUACAUUUGAAAUAUCAGGAAUCGGAAAGAUGAAGCGUUAUUGGUUAAAUGAUGUCGGAACAAUCCAGUCACUAGACCUACCGGUGCAAACGCUACCAAUCAAUGACAUGCAACUGCACUAUCAACACCUUCAAGGAAUUCCAAUCGAAGGGUACCGUGGCGCUGUACCUCGCUUGCUUAUUGGAAUUGACAAUCUCAAAUUGACACUGCCUUUGAAGACACGGGAAGGAGAAGAAGGUAAUCCAGUGGCCGUGAAAACUCGGCUUGGAUGGUGCGUCUAUGGCGGUCAAAGGAACGCUAGAUUUCCCUCUGUCAACAUGCAUAUCUGCGAAUGCAAUAGAGAUGAAUCUAUGGAUGAAACGAUCAAGACGUAUUUUUCGAUCGAGGAAGUCGGGGCUCGUCCAAGAAACGAGUGUAUGUCUAAGGAAGAUCAACGGGCGUUAAAGAUACUGCAGGAAACCACAGUUUCAGUGGGCGAUCGAUUCGAGUCAGGCCUCCUGUGGAAAUUCGAUGAUUUUGAAUUUCCAGACAGCUAUCCAAUGGCCAUCAAAAGACUACACUGUUUGCAGCGUAGAAUGGAAAAGGAUCCGACUUUGAAGGAAAAUAUUCAACGUCAGAUACAGGAAUACAUCGACAAAGGUUAUGCUCAUCGUGCAUCAGUCGGAGAAUUAGCGGCUGUCGAUCCUCGUAGAAUUUGGUUCCUGCCCUUAGGUGCAGUAGUCAACCCAAAAAAACCUUCGAAAGUUCGCCUUAUAUGGGACGCCUCAGCGAAAGUCGAUGGUGUUUCGUUGAACGGCAUGCUAUUGAAAGGGCCCGAUCAGUUGACGUCUUUACCAACAGUUAUCUUCCAUUUUCGGCAACACCAGGUGGCAGUAGUCGGUGACAUUAGGGAGAUGUUUCACCAGAUUUUUAUCCGUUGGCUCGACCGGUACUCACAAUGUUUCCUAUGGUCCCCUGACUCUUCCCACGAUCCCGAAAUAUUUGUGAUGGAUGUAGCUACGUUCGGCUCAACCAGCUCACCAGCGACUGCACAGUUUGUGAAGAACACAAACGCUCAGAGAUUCGCACAAGAAUUCACUAGAGCCGUCGAAGGAAUUCUGUAUAACCACUACGUGGAUGACUAUCUUGAUAGCUUCCCCGACGAAGAAGAAGCCAAACGAGUGGCAACAGCCGUUAGAGAAGUACACAGAAGAGGAGGUUUCGAGAUCCGCAACUGGUGCUCCAACAGUCCGGCAGUUCUGAAGCACCUAGGAGAAAAUGCGAAAAAGGUUGAGAAAAAUCUCAAUUUAGAGAAUGCUGGUACUCCCGAACGUGUGCUGGGUAUGCUGUGGAACAGUGAAGAGGAUGUGAUCCAUUUCGAGACGACCAUGCGAGAAAACAUCAGGAAAAUAAUCGAAAAUGACACAAUACCUACUAAGCGUCAAAUCCUACAAUGCGUGAUGACUCUUUUCGACCCGUUGGGACUUCUUACACCGUAUCUUAUAUUCGGUAGAAUUCUUAUCCAAGACGUGUGGCGUGCUGGAACGAAGUGGGACGAGUUAGUGGAUAAUAACAUUUUUCAACGCUGGCGGGAUUGGGUAAAAAUACUGUAUGACAUAAAUAAAGUUCGAAUUCCCCGCUGUUACUUUCGUCGUCCAGAUAGCUUCAGCUUUGAGAAUGUCCAGCUUCAUGUCUUUGUUGAUGCUAGUCCAACUGCCUAUUCCUGCGCAUGCUACUUCCAUAUAAUUAACGCUCAAGGAGAGGUUGAGGUAUCGUUGGUUGCUGCCAAGGCGAAGGUAGCCCCACUCAAACAUAUGAGUAUUCCUAGACUAGAACUUCAGGCCUGUGUCCUGGGCUCGCGCAUGAUGAAGCUGGUGGUGGAUGGUCACACUUUCUCUAUCUCCAAACGGUAUUUCUGGACAGAUUCGCAAACAGCUCACACUUGGAUCAACAAGGAUCCUCAUAUAUAUCGACCGUUCGUAGCCCAUCGGGUUGCAGAGAUUCUGGAAACCACGAAACCACAGAUUUGUAACGAAUUCUCACAAGGCGGCUGA
Messenger RNA from Toxorhynchites rutilus septentrionalis, 3024 nucleotides. RefSeq lists its product as uncharacterized. Bases 1 to 3024 code for a protein of 1007 amino acids. The record is from RefSeq and is a predicted model, not a curated record. Lineage: Eukaryota; Metazoa; Arthropoda; Insecta; Diptera; Culicidae. The transcript has a single exon.